AUGGCGCCAGCACCGCAACGCCUACUCUGGCUCACCAUAGCUCUCUUGGUGUCUCUGGUAUCAGCAGCUUCACCACCAACAUUUUGCAAAUGCACUUGCUUCAAGAACAGCACAAUUAUACCGCUCGGCCCCGAGACAUUCACAAAUGGCGACCAGACCGAAGACCCGUCAUCGUCGGCAAACAACCCCGUAGCUGCUGCUGAGCGCCGGUCGUCAUCGUCUCUCCUCCUAGACGGUGGUGACGAGGUCCCCGACGACUACCAUACCCCCCCUGCUGCUGCCGCUGCCGCUGACGACGCCGACGUUCUGCAACAACGACAACGAAGACUGCAAUCACUCCAACCCCGAACCGCUUCCACCUCCUGCUCAGAGUGCACUCGAGCCUUCUGCCUUAAUCAGGGUAUCGACAUUUGCCGGGGCGCCGAGGAGGAUGAUGUCAUUACACUCUGCUUCAAGCGCGACAGUAACAAGGACAAGCUCAUUGUUUGGGGGUUCGUCAUCGGCAUCGUCGGACUUCUCGGCUGGGCUGCUGCCAGGAGAUUCUUUGCAUGGAGGGCCACGCAGCGCGUUCCAUCUCCUUCUCAGAGUAAUCCGAGGUAUGCGCCCGUCUCUACUGACGGAGCGUGA
Messenger RNA from Geosmithia morbida, 627 nucleotides. RefSeq lists its product as uncharacterized. The record is from RefSeq and is a predicted model, not a curated record. The coding region runs from base 1 to 627 and encodes 208 amino acids. NCBI's taxonomy places the organism in Eukaryota, Fungi, Ascomycota, Sordariomycetes, Hypocreales, Bionectriaceae. The transcript is spliced from 2 exons.